CCCCAUCAUUCAAGAAAUGACCGACGAAAGUCAAGAAGCUCUCUGAGCUCUCUACUCGCUACUCUCUCUCUCCGCGUAGGAUACAAGACUUUUGACACCAAAGCCUUAAAGCUGUGUGCCUCUGUGUUGUUUUGGUUCUCUAUUCCAAUGAUGUCAUCAGCAAAGCAUCAGAGAAACCAUAGAAUCUCUGUUACAAACAAGAACAAGAUUCUCAACACUGUUUCCUCCAUCUCAUCCUCAUCACCAUCAUCCUCAUCAUCUUCUUUACACUCAUCACAAGACUCUCAAGAAGCCCAAAAGAGUUCUUUAAUCACCAUGGAAGAGGUUUGGGAAGACAUCCACCACCUAAACCGCCACAGCCAACAUCCACAACACAACCAUGAGCCAAGGUUCAGGAGCCAUAACCACCAAAACCCUGACUCCAUCUUCCAAGAUUUUCUCAACGGACCUUUGAACCACGAACCAACCAUACCCAUGGGUUCUUCCUCUAAUGGCCAUACCACCACUGUGACUGCUCUCUUCAGCAGUUCUCCUUUGCCACCUCCUGCGACUGUUCUGAGCUUGAACUCCGGUGCCGGCUUCGAGUUUCUUGAUAACCAAGAUCCUCUUGUUACCUCUAAUCUGCAUAGCCACAAUCAUCUCACAGACGUUCCUUCAUUCAACACUUCUCUUGAGGAUUUUACUUGUUUUGGUAAGAAAAGAGGUCAAGAGUCCAAUGAAGGUUCAGGGAACAGAAGACAUAAGCGUAUGAUCAAGAACAGAGAAUCUGCAGCUCGUUCCAGAGCUAGGAAACAGGCUUAUACAAACGAGUUAGAGAUUGAAGUUGCUCACCUGCAGGCAGAAAAUGCAAGACUCAGGAGACAACAAGAGCAGUUAAGAAUGGCGGCAGCAAAUCAGCAACCAAAAAAGAAGACACUUCAACGGUCUUCCACAGCUCCAUUUUGAGAAAUCUACAAGUCCUUAUCUCUCUUUUGGUGAUUGAGAGAGGCUUUCAUGAAGAAGUGAAAAAAUGGAAAAAGUUUGUACUUUUUUUUUUUAGCUAUAAGUAUAACUAAGCUAAAUCUGUAGAACCAAGAUCUUGCAGGGUAAAUAAGUAGUAAAAAAACAAGAAAAAAAAAACAGAAAGAGUAAAGGAUCUUUCCAUUUCCUAAGGCACAUGAACACCUGUCCUGGGCCUCUCUCCUCCUUGUUCUGUCAUUUUCUUAUUUAAACUCUUUUCACUUCUGUACUAACAACUUGUAUUUUUGUAGUAAUGCUACUUAGUACUUCCUCUUCUAAUGCUAGUUUGAAAACAUUACCUGUUAUAUUUAAUGUUUAACCCAUUUGGUUCUCAAAAGAAGCAAAGGUUUCAAGUGACCAAUAGACAAAACAGUGCUCCACUUAAAUGAUGACAUUACCAAAGAGAAAGCUAGAAGGUAACCACCUAUCACUGAACAUUUAUUUUUUUUUCUGCCUCAUU
Molecule: messenger RNA, 1459 nt
Organism: Brassica rapa (field mustard)
Lineage: Eukaryota; Viridiplantae; Streptophyta; Magnoliopsida; Brassicales; Brassicaceae
Product: protein FD
Biological process (GO): positive regulation of DNA-templated transcription
Cellular component (GO): nucleus
Molecular function (GO): DNA-binding transcription factor activity
Source: RefSeq, a predicted model, not a curated record